Molecule: messenger RNA, 1123 nt
Organism: Aedes albopictus (Asian tiger mosquito)
Lineage: Eukaryota; Metazoa; Arthropoda; Insecta; Diptera; Culicidae
Product: DNA repair protein RecN-like
Source: RefSeq, a predicted model, not a curated record
ACUUCUCUCAGCUUGCAGUCAACGACAUCGGAAGAUUACAUUCAAAUGGUUCAGUCACUGAUAAAAGAGCACAAGGAAAUAAGGCAAAGACUACAGAAGGCCAAUGAGAUCCUUCAAAACGAUUUUGCUAUCAUUCGAAAAAGGCUACAAGAAGUGAAUGAAAAAUACGCUGAUCAGUGUGCAGCCAAUGAACUUCUGGAAAGAGAUAAUGCGACACUGAAACAAGUUAUAGCAGUUCGAGAAGCACGCAUGGAAAUCCUCGAUGAAGAACUGAAAGACGUUCAAAAAAAGCUCCACAUCGUCAGGACAUCAGAGCUGAUCGAGCUUGAAGAGCUGAAACAAGCCCUCUUGGAAAAGGAUCACAUUUCAAGGACCAUGAUGAAAACAAUACAACGCUUGGAGGAGGAAAAGGAGGAAUUACGCGAGACGCUAUCAACUGUAAAGGAAGAGUACGAUCAACAGAUCGAAGUGAUGCAGAAAGAGAUGUCCGAUAUGGUCGCCAAAAAUUUGGAUCUCGAAAAGACGACGACACAGGACAAAACUAACAUGGCCGACAUCAACACGCAGAAGACCCAGCAGACUGUGAUACAUCAGAACGAUUCCGAAUCGAAACAAACAUCACAGUCUGAAUUGGCUCAUGAAAAGGAUCGCAUACUCACCGAAAGGAAGCUGAACAUCCAAGUCCAGAGCGGGCAAGGAACCAGCGAUACGGUGACAAACGAAUCAAUAAACGCUCCGGAAGCUCCUGUACAUGAAAAAAACAUGACUUCCAAUACCGCUGGCAGCGUGGAAUGCCAGAAACAGAAUGGGCUAUUUAAAUGUUGUUUUUCAUCAGUUAUCAUUGUUUUUAUUGUAUUAGCAUUUCUUGUUUGCUUUGAUGUUUAUAUGCAGAAGAAGGAAGUUGCAAGGACUGCAAGGACAAGCUAUUUUAGUUAAAUUCAACUAAUACAAUAUUUCGAUUUUUUUUAUCAUAUUAGUUUUUACAUUCACCUAUUUUUGUAAAUAUUUCUGCAAGAUCUUCUACAGAAAUAACCAUUAAAUUGAUGACUUGUUGUUAUAUUAGAAGCAUGUAUGAUUAAUGAAAAAGCUGAUGUUCAUUCUAACAUGAAAAUACUAUGAAAAA